AUGGGGCUCUACCCUCCAAGCUUCAGGGUUACGCUGAGUGUUCGGCAAUACAAGCUGCCAAACACUACCCAAAUGCUUCGACCGCAGCCUCUCGAGCUCGGCUGCCUACUCCACAUCUUCCCCGCUCCCUCGUCCACGCUUCCCUCCGGACCGCUGAGCUCGCCCCAAGCCUCUCCUCGCACUCUUCCACGCCCCCGAACACCUUCCCCCUCCACGGCAGGCUCCUCCGCCUCCAGCCCCGAGGCUGGGCCCAGGCAUGCGGGGCAGACACCUCUUCCAUCGCCCCUCACGCCGGCCUCGGCCGAGCCGAGACAUCCCCCCCACAUUGACCGGAGCCUCCCGGAGAGGGGUCUGAGGAGGACGACGUCCGAUCCGCUCUCCCUCCACUGCUCGCCGCCCCCGGAGAGCUGGAGUGCGGAGUCGCCUCUCGGGUCCCUCGGGGAGCAGGAGUCCGGGCCGGUAGCCCUCCGCGCCAGCUCGUCCCUAUCGUCGGAGUGGAGGGGAAGGAGGAUCCCCGGAACUCACCUAGUGCCUGUUGUCAACAUUAGCCCCGGGUUUCCCAGCACCAACUCCAGCGCUCGGGCUCCCCUCCCCUCCCCCCGCCGCUCUCGCAGCCGAGGGCCCGCCUUCCCUCCGCUCCCCUCCUCCCUCCGCCCGUCGGCCCGCCCGCCCGCCACUCACCAACGCGGCCCGGCUGCUAGGGGGGCGGGGCGGAGCGCAGAGGGAAAAGACGAAGGCUGCCCGCACGACUGCCUAGUCCAAAUGGACCUUCGUCUCUGGUCCCUCGCUAUGUGUUCAGUCCCUCCUCUGGGUUAA
This is a messenger RNA of Mus caroli (Ryukyu mouse), 816 nucleotides long. Lineage: Eukaryota; Metazoa; Chordata; Mammalia; Rodentia; Muridae. The record is from RefSeq and is a predicted model, not a curated record.